GCCGCGCCGCGCGCAACCGCAGCUCCGGGCAUCCGCCGCCUCCUCUCUCCUCUUCCUUCCGAUGGGUCGCAAGGUCAAAUCCAAGAGGAUUAAGAGGACCGCGCCCAAGAAAGCUGAAGCUGCAUCAUCUUCCCUCCCUGCGGUGCCUGCUGGCCCAGCCAGGGUAUGGCAACCUGGUGUGGAUGAACUGGAAGAGGGGGAGGAACUCCAGUUUGAUCCUGAGGCUUACAAUUAUAUCCGAGGGUUUAACAUUGGUUGGCCAUGCUUGAGCUUUGAUAUUGUGCGUGAUCAACUUGGGCUUGUCCGAUCAGAGUUCCCACAUACAUUAUACGGCAUUGCUGGAACUCAGGCUGAGAGGGCUCCAUGGAAUUAUAUCGGCAUUUUCAAGAUUUGCAACAUAAAUGGGAAGAAGCGGGAACCUAUACCAGCAUCAGCAGUUGAUGGCGGCAGUGAUAUGGACAGUGAAAGUAGUAGUGAUGAAGAAGAUGAAGCAGUUAAUGAAGAUACAAUGUCCAUUUUACAUCUGAAAAAGGUGGCUCAUGCGGGGUGUGUAAAUAGGAUACGCUCAAUGACUCAGGAACCACAUCUAUGUGCAACUUGGGGAGACACAGGUCAUGUUCAGGUAUGGGACUUCAGUUCCUUCCUUAAUUCGUUAGCAGAGUCUGGAGCAGUUGCACACAAUGAAGAAGACAGAAUCCAUAAUCACGUACCUGUGAAAAUAUUUGGUGGCCAUAAAGAUGAAGGCUAUGCAAUUGAUUGGAGUCCACUUGUUACUGGAAGGCUUGUUUCUGGUGAUUGCAAUAAAUGCAUCCACCUGUGGGAGCCGACUUCAAACAGUUGGAAUGUCGAUCCAAAACCAUUUGUUGGGCACUCUGCAAGUGUUGAAGAUUUGCAGUGGAGUCCCACAGAAGCCGACAUAUUUGCCUCUUGUUCAGUUGACAAAACAAUAUCUAUCUGGGAUAUACGGACAGGGAAGAAACCUUGUAUUGCUGUUAAGGCUCACAAUUCUGACGUGAAUGUCAUCUCAUGGAACCGGCUUGCUAGCUGUAUGAUAGCUUCAGGAUGUGAUGAUGGAAGUUUCUCAAUUCGUGAUCUAAGGUUAAUCAAGGAUGAUUCCUUGGUAGCACAUUUUGAAUAUCACAAGCAACCAAUUACAUCUGUGGAAUGGAGCCCACAUGAACCAUCAACAUUAGCUGUAUCAUCAGCUGACCAUCAACUGACAAUUUGGGAUCUUUCAUUGGAAAAAGAUGCUGAAGAGGAGGCAGAGUUCAGGGAGAAGAUGAAAGAACAGGCAAAUGCUCCUGAAGAUUUGCCCCCGCAACUUCUCUUUGUUCAUCAGGGCCAGAAAGACUUGAAAGAGUUGCACUGGCACCCACAGAUACCUAGUAUGAUCGUAUCUACGGCAGGUGAUGGAUUCAAUAUGUUGAUGCCCAGCAACAUCGAUACAACCAUUCGAGAAGCUGACACGUAGAUUUCCACAGCACUGUUCAUCUGAAUCCAGGUUUCAUGGAUUGAAAUUUCUUUGGGAGAGUGUGUAGUGAUACUGCAAGUCACAUCGGUUUUUGCUAGCUUGUAUCCUAGUUUCGUUAGGUUAUCGGGAGUUGUUUAGAUGGGGCUAAACUUUUUAGCCCCAUGUCAUAUCGGAUGUUUGGACACUAAUUUAAAGUAUUAAAC
Molecule: messenger RNA, 1674 nt
Organism: Oryza brachyantha (malo sina)
Lineage: Eukaryota; Viridiplantae; Streptophyta; Magnoliopsida; Poales; Poaceae
Product: glutamate-rich WD repeat-containing protein 1-like
Exons: 13
Coding region: 62-1471 (469 amino acids)
Molecular function (GO): protein binding
Source: RefSeq, a predicted model, not a curated record